AGUGAGAGUUAUUAAUGUCUUUUUCAACGUAAUUCACUUACCUUGUCACUUACACUCACACACUCUCAAUCUCGCCGGAGCUCCAUUUUCCGGCCACCUUGCCGGAGAUGGUAAACCACCAAAGCUUGCAUCUUUGAGAAAACCCAUUUCAUUUUCCACCAUCAUUCUCACUUUUUCAAAAAUGGGUCAUCAUUUUCUUCAUCUUCUUCUAUGUCUUCUCUUCUUCACAACCCAUCACGCAAAUGCCUUCAAUCCUUCAAUUCCCAACGACGCAUUGUCUCUUCUCACCUUCAAACGCUUCGUCUCUUCCGACCCUUCAAAUCUUCUAUCCGGUUGGAGCCACCGUUCAUCUUUGAAAUUCUGCAACUGGCACGGUGUCACUUGCGGCGGUGGAGACGGUAGAGUGACUGAACUUAAUGUUACCGGUCUUCGCGGCGGUGAAUUGUUGUCUGACAUUGGAAAUUUGUCUGAGCUAAGAAUUUUGUCUCUUUCCGGAAACAUGUUUUCCGGCGAGAUUCCGGUGAGUUUGGUGAAUCUCCGGGGGCUUGAGAUUCUUGAGCUUCAAGGAAACAACUUUUCAGGGAAAUUGCCUUUUCAGAUGAGUUAUUUUGAAUCAGUUUUUCUUGUUAAUCUAUCUGGUAAUGCUUUUUCUGGUGAAAUUCCAAAUGGGUUGGUUUUUUCUAGGAAUGUGGAAAUUGUUGAUUUGUCUAAUAAUCAAUUUUCUGGUUCUAUUCCUUUGAAUGGUUCUGGUAGUUGUGAUUCUUUGAAGCAUUUGAAACUUUCACAUAAUUUUUUGACUGGUGAGAUUCCACACCAGAUUGGGAAAUGUAGAAACUUGAGGACCCUUUUGGUGGAUGGGAAUAUUUUGGAUGGUGAAAUCCCUCAUGAGAUUGGGGAUGCUGUUGAACUUAGAGUUCUUGAUGUUUCUAGAAAUAGUCUCACUGGAAGGAUCCCCAAUGAGCUAGGUAAUUGUUUGAAAUUGUCUGUGCUUGUGCUUACUGAUUUGUAUGAGGAUCACGGUGGUUCGAAUGAUGGAAGUUUGUUGGAGGAUAGUAGGUUUAGAGGUGAAUUUAAUGCUUUUGUUGGGAAUAUUCCUUAUAAAGUGUUGCUGCUUUCGGGUUUGCGGGUUUUGUGGGCGCCCCGAGCGAAUCUCGGUGGACGGUUGCCUGCUGCUGGAUGGUCAGAUUCAUGCUCUCUUAAAGUACUCAAUUUGGCACAGAAUUAUGUUACUGGUGUUGUGCCUGAGAGUUUGGGGAUGUGUAGGAAUCUAACUUUCUUGGACUUGAGUUCUAACAAUUUAGUGGGACAUCUGCCUUUGCAGCAUCUUCGGGUUCCUUGUAUGACAUAUUUCAAUGUAAGCAGGAAUAAUAUAUCUGGCACGCUUCCAGGGUUUAUGAAAGAAAGGUGUCGAUCGAGUAGCACCCUUGCUGCACUUGAACCUGCAUUCCUAGAAUUGGAAGGUUUGAAUGAUGCAUACUUUAACAUUCGUAGUUGGAGAUCUCAAGAGAAUGCUUUCAUUGGUUCAGGUUUUGAAGAGACUGUUGUCGUUAGCCAUGACUUCAGCUCGAACAGUUUUGUGGGGCCUUUACCAUUGUUCUUUGUUGGAGAUAAUCUUUUUACUGAAAAUGAAAAUCGUAACAUAUCAUACAUGUUGUCUCUCAAUAAUAAUAAAUUCAAUGGAACACUUCCAUACCGACUAGUUUCAAACUGUAAUGACCUCAAGACGUUGUCGGUUAACCUGAGUGUGAACCAACUAUGCGGGGAGAUUUCCCAAGCGUUGUUUCUGAACUGCCUGAAGUUGAUGGAUUUUGAAGCGUCAUACAAUCAAAUUGGUGGAUCAAUUCAACCUGGUAUAGAGGAGUUGGCAUUGCUUCGGCGUCUUGAUUUGACUGGAAACAAACUAUUGAGAGAACUGCCUAAUCAGUUGGGAAACCUAAAAAACAUGAAAUGGAUGCUUCUGGGUGGAAAUAAUCUGACAGGCGAAAUUCCUUACCAACUUGGUAGAUUGACUUCCCUUGUUGUUUUGAAUGUAUCUCACAAUUCGCUAAUCGGAACAAUUCCACCAAGUCUGUCAAAUGCCACAGGUCUUGAAAUUCUGUUGCUAGAUCACAACAAUCUUUCUGGGGAAAUACCUUUAUUGGUUUGUGCUCUUUCCGAUCUUGUUCAACUAGAUGUUUCAUUCAAUAAUCUUUCCGGUCAUAUUCCUCCUCUUCAACACAUGAGUGAUUGUGAUUCAUAUAAAGGGAAUCAACACCUGCACCCUUGCCCUGAUCCAUACUUUGACUCGCCUGCAUCUCUCCUAGCUCCUCCUGUCGUCAAGAAUUCACAUAGGCGUAGAUGGAAGAAGGUAAGAACUGUGGUUAUCACGGUGUCCGCGUCUGCUUUGGUGGGUCUAUGCGCACUUUUGGGAAUAGUGUUGGUGAUUUGUUGUAGAAAGGGUAAACUUACUCGGCAUAGCAGCAUUAGAAGGCGAGAAGUGGUGACCUUUCAAGUUGUUCCAAUAGAAUUGAGUUACGACAGUGUGGUCACAACUACCGGAAAUUUCAGCAUCCGGUAUCUAAUUGGCACAGGUGGCUUUGGAUCAACUUACAAAGCAGAGCUAUCACCAGGUUUUCUUGUUGCCAUAAAGAGGCUUUCAAUUGGUAGAUUUCAAGGCAUGCAACAGUUUGAAACCGAAAUAAGGACGCUGGGGAGAAUUCGACACAAGAAUCUCGUGACUCUAAUUGGCUAUUACGUAGGAAAAGCUGAAAUGCUGUUAAUUUACAAUUACCUCUCUGGUGGAAACCUUGAAGCUUUCAUACAUGAUAGAUCAGGGAAAAAUGUGCAGUGGCCGGUUAUUUACAAAAUAGCAAAAGACAUCGCUGAGGCCCUUUCUUACCUCCAUUACUCUUGUGUUCCUCGCAUAGUUCAUCGAGAUAUCAAGCCUAGCAACAUUUUACUCGACGAAGAUCUUAAUGCUUACCUGUCUGAUUUUGGCUUGGCACGGCUGCUGGAGGUAUCCGAGACUCAUGCCACCACUGAUGUGGCGGGCACAUUUGGUUAUGUUGCGCCUGAGUACGCCACCACUUGUAGGGUUUCUGAUAAAGCCGAUGUUUACAGUUACGGUGUAGUGCUGUUAGAAUUGAUAUCAGGAAGAAGGUCGCUUGAUCCGUCGUUUUCUGAUUAUGGUAAUGGAUUCAAUAUAGUACCAUGGGCAGAGCUUCUAAUGACCGAAGGUCGUUGUUCAGAGCUGUUUUCAUCGGCUUUGUGGGAAGUAGGGCCCAAGGAGAAGUUACUAGGGCUUUUAAAGAUUGCAUUAACUUGCACAGAAGAGACUCUUUCUAUUCGACCAUCAAUGAAGCAUGUUCUCGACAAAUUGAAACAGUUGAAAAGUUGAAAACUUUCAGUAAAUCAUACUGAACAGCAAAGGAAUACUGCUUUUGGUUGCUGGAAAAUACUGACUGAGAUGACAAACAAAAAAGGUUACAGGUACAGCAACUACAAGAACUUAUCAUGACAAAUAGGAAUCUCAUUCUCAUCAUCAUGGCAAAGUUAUGAGCUGUUACCACAAAACCUAUCUUCUUCCUUUCACAUUUGUGCCAAUAGUUAUUUUUUUGACACAAUCUGAAGAAUGUAGGUGGGGUAAUUACUGGAUGCAUUUUGCUUGCAUCCUAUUCUAUAGCCUUACAGAAUGGUAUGUGCCAUUAUGAUUAUUUUGACAUUUUUGGAAGGUAUUCUUUUAAGUGACCACAUGGGAACUAUGAAAAGAAUACAAAAUUCAUUAAUUACUUGGUGACAAAGCAAUUGUUGUCAUUAUGCUCAAAAAAUGUUUGGUUUGAGAUCAGUGUCUGUACAAAAGUACUUACCAAAAUUGUGAAUCACUUCUUUGUCUAAAUCUACCGAAAGGUGUGAAUGUAGUUGUUACAUUUUGAUGUGAAAGACAUUGAAGCAAUUAAUGAUCUUGUGGGGACAAUAUAGAAUAUUCUCGA
Molecule: messenger RNA, 3968 nt
Organism: Medicago truncatula (barrel medic)
Lineage: Eukaryota; Viridiplantae; Streptophyta; Magnoliopsida; Fabales; Fabaceae
Product: LRR receptor-like serine/threonine-protein kinase RPK2
Exons: 2
Coding region: 182-3376 (1064 amino acids)
Biological process (GO): protein phosphorylation
Molecular function (GO): protein binding; ATP binding; protein kinase activity
Source: RefSeq, a predicted model, not a curated record